GGGCAAACGCGCACGCACGGCCGGCCCCGCCCGCCCGGGCGCACGGCGGCUCCCGGGGCCGGCCACCGCGGGCACGGCGGCCAUGGCGGGAGGGGAGCCAGGCGAACCCAACCCCGAGGAGUUCGUGUACGGCGAGGAGGACUUCGUGCUGCAGGCAGCCGGCUGGGGCGACCCGGACUCCGCGCCCUCCCGAUUCGACCGGGUGCUGCUGGCGGGCUGGAACGACCGUAUGGAGCGGGGACUGUUCCGGUACCGGCUGGGACCGCUGCCCACCCGCGUCCUGCCCGGCGCCGUGCGCCUCGUGGCGCAGCUGAACGCGCAGCGCAGCGCGGAGCGCCGCCCGCCGCAGCCCGUCCGCAGCCUCCGCGACCCCUUCGACCCCGGCGCCUUCAACUUCACCCGGCUGCGCCCCGCCGAGCUGCUGUUCCGCCUGCGCCGCACCGGCGGCCCGGGGCCGGCGCCGGAGCCGCUGCUGGUGGCCAUCAACGCCAGCCCGCUGGAGCGGGGACAUGUGCUGCUGCUGCCCGAGCCGGCGCGGCGGCUGCCGCAGCUGCUGACGGCCCCGGCGCUGCGCGGGGCGCUGGAGGCGGCGCUGCUCAGCGCCCACCCCGGCUUCCGCGUGGGCUUCAACGGGCUGGGCGGCGGCGCCUCGGUGAACCACCUGCACCUGCACGGGCUCUACCUGGACCGCCCGCUGCCGCUGGAGGAGGCGCCGGCCGAGCCGCUGGGGCCGCGCCUGGCGCUGCUCCGCGCCGGGCCGGCCCCCGCCUUCCUCUUCUUCGCCGCCGGCCCCGCGGCCCUGGAGCCGGUGUCGCGGGCCGUGUGCCGGGCGGCGGAGCACCUGGGCGCUGCCGGGCUGGCCUGCAACGUGCUGGCCGCGCGGGGCGCCCCGCCGGCGGGGCCCGGGGCCGGCCGCGGGCUGCGGGUGCUGCUGUGGGCGCGCCGGCCCCUCUUCGGCCCCAAGGCGGGUGAGCCCUUCGCCGUGGCCUUGUGCGAGCUGGCAGGGCUGCUGCCGCUGCCCGCCGAGCCGCUCUACCGGGACAUCACCGAGGCGCAGGCCCUGAGCGCCAUCCGCCAGCACCUGCUGCCCGAGCCCGAGCUGCUGCACCUGGGCGGGGAGCUGGCGCGGCUGCUGGAGCGCUGAACCGGUGGCACGGACAGCGGCCGGAGGCUCAGCCGGUGGCACGGACAGCGGCCGGGGCGCUGCAGAGCUGACGGCCCCGAGACCGGCAGAGGGCGCUGCGGGGGAGGACACGGAAGUGGCUGUCACGUGACCGCGAGGGGCCGCUCUGCCCGCAUGCCCGCGACUCCAUGGUGCGGUCGCCAUGGGAACGCGGCGGAGCCGGGAGCGGUGCGAUGGCGGCGGCGGGCGGCGCCGACGGGGGGAGCAUGGGCCCGGGCCCGUCGCCGGGAACCCCUCCGGGCGAGGAGGCGGCCAUCGCCGCGGCCCCCCCGGACCGUCCCGCUGCCCCCGCCGGACCCGAGCCGCGGAGGAAGCGCAGGCGAGUGCGGGGCCGCGGCCCCCGGCAGGGUCCGGCCGGAGCCCGUCCAGCCGCUCCCGGCGGCGCCGCCGCUGCCUCACUCGCGCUCGGUCCCGGCCCCAGCCCAGCCGUGCCCCGGCCCCGCGGCUCCCCGCGGCACAGUGCCCCGGCGGUGCCCGGCGCUCCCCAGCCCCCGGGAGCCGGUCCGGGGUCCCGCUGGCCCAAAAUAAAUGGUGUUCCCUGGAACUGCCCAAAGAUCCCCUGUGU
This is a messenger RNA of Pyrgilauda ruficollis (rufous-necked snowfinch), 1748 nucleotides long. It is a transcript of the gene GDPGP1, whose product is annotated as GDP-D-glucose phosphorylase 1. The coding region runs from base 83 to 1144 and encodes 353 amino acids. Gene Ontology annotation, biological process: glucose metabolic process. The record is from RefSeq and is a predicted model, not a curated record. The transcript has 2 exons. Gene Ontology annotation, molecular function: GDP-D-glucose phosphorylase activity. NCBI's taxonomy places the organism in Eukaryota, Metazoa, Chordata, Aves, Passeriformes, Passeridae. Gene Ontology annotation, cellular component: cytoplasm.